Messenger RNA from Oppiella nova, 318 nucleotides. The record is from the annotation of a GenBank genome assembly. NCBI's taxonomy places the organism in Eukaryota, Metazoa, Arthropoda, Arachnida, Sarcoptiformes, Oppiidae.
GACCUCAAACCGAAUAAUGUGUUGAUUACAAGCUAUGGGUGGAUAAAGUUAUGUGACUUUGGUUUGGCUAAAGAGGUCCCAAAUUGUGAUCUGUUUAAAGCAUCCAAAGCAGAACAUACCGCAGAUGUCGGGGACCUUUCAUAUCAGGCACCAGAAGCCCAGACUAAUGAAUACAACCAUUUAAUAGAUAUCUACAGUCUAUCCCUAAUUGGGGCUCAAAUUUUUGGGUUCGAUGCAAACGAUAUAAUCGACGGAAAAUUGGAAGCAAAGACCCGAAUGUUGGCGCAUUUUAUCACAAUUGGCGACAUUUAUGACAAA